AUGAACGUCAAACGAACAAGAGUCGAUGUGCCGGUCGCAGGGAUCGGAAAGUCUGCAUUGAAGGUGAAGCACCAAUUCCGAGCCGUCAUCAAAUCUCGAAAUUCCGAUUACACAACUAGCGUCGAUCUGCUUAUCUUGCCCAAGGUCACCAUGGACCUUCCAUCGACGAACAUUGACGUAACCCGCUGGGACAUUCCCUCUAAGAUCAACCUCGCUGAUCCUGCUUUCUUCCAAUCAAGCACGGUGGACAUCGUGCUGGGGGCAGAGAUUUUCUUUGACUUGUUUUCCGUCCCAGGGCGUAUUACACUUGGCGAAUCUCUUCCGUUGUUGGCCAACUCGGUCUUCGGAUGGGUAGUGUCUGGAAGAACUGCCCAAAAUCUGCCCCACACUUCUGUCCGCUGUAAUGUCGCAACCGUUGCCGAUCUACAAACCUACAUGGAGAAGUUCUGGAAGAUAGAGGAGGACGCAUCAGCUACCAACUAUUCCCCGGACGAAACUGCUUGCGAAGAGUUUUUCCAACGUACGGUGACUCGUGAUGCUUCGGGUCGAUAUAUAGUGCGUCUUCCAUUCAAGGAGUCUAUGGUCCAACGAUUGGGAGACAACCAGAAAUCAGCUCUACACCGGUUUCGCUUGCUAGAGAAUCGCCUGUCUCGUGAUGAUUCGAUCGCUCAGCAGUAUCGGGAGUUCAUGUCCGAGUACCUUCGGCUGGGCCAUAUGGCACCGCUCAGCUCCUUCGACAAAGAAGUUCAUCCGAAAUAUUAUCUCCCACACCACCCAGUAAUUCGAGAGAGCAGCACGACGACCAAACUACGCGUUGUAUUCGACGCGUCCAGUAAAACGAGCUCGGGCAUCUCGCUCAAUGAUGCUCUUCUCGUCGGUCCAAUCGUACAAGACGAUUUGCGAUCGAUCGUAAUGCGAUCCCGCACCCAUGAGAUUGUUCUCAUUGCGGACGCAGAGAAAAUGUACCGCCAAGUGCGACACUUCCCCGAAGAUUACGCAUAUUUGUGCAUUUUCUGGCGCCUGGCUCCUGAUCAGCCAAUACAGACGUUUGUUCUUCAAACCGUCACCUAUGGGACAGCAUCUGCUCCCUUCCUGGCCACCCGCGUAUUGAAACAGCUAGCGAACGAUGAAGCUGCGAACUAUCCGAUCGCUGUACAGGUGGUGGAAAAUGACUUCUACGUCGACGAUCUUUUUACUGGAGCAGCGACAGCCACCGAAACCCUCGAGCUCAGAGAGCAGCUCGAUGGCAUGCUGUCAAGAGGAGGAUUCACGAUGAGGAAAUGGGCAUCAAACUGUGAAGCCGUACUGGAAGGCAUUCCGCCAGAGAAUCGAGCUCUUCAGCACUCAAUCGACCUGGACCGAGACCAAACUAUCAAAACGCUCGGCUUACACUGGGAACCGGGCACGGAUCAUCUCAAAUACAAGAUCGAUAUACAACUACCACCCAAUACCAUUCUCACAAAACGUCUCACGCUAUCCUACAUAGCUCAACUUUUUGAUCCGUUGGGGCUAGUUGGACCAGUCGUCGUAACAGCCAAGGCCUUUAUGCAAACUCUCUGGACUCUCAGGGACGAAAACGGAAAGGUGUGGGAAUGGGAUCGGGAGUUACCAGCUAGUCUGAAGGAUCGAUGGUGUGCCUACCAUUCGGAUCUGCCCACGCUCAACGAAUUGAGGAUAAUUCGCUUCGUUCUUCAGCCCAACUCGCUUGAGAUUGAGCUGCAUGUGUUUUCGGAUGCCUCUGACAUCGGUUACGGUACCUGUGCCUAUCUGAGGGUAUCAAAGAUUCAACAUGCGACUCAAAAUUGUGGAUGGAACCAUAUAGCAGGACUCCAGAACCCCGCUGACGUCAUAUCCCGAGGUUGUCUGGCAUCCGAGCUCGUCCACAACAAGCUCUGGUGGGGUGGCCCAGAAUGGCUGCGGAAGGAAAAAGAAUACUGGCCUGUUCCUGGACAACAGUGCGGAUCAACUGAUGAUUGCAACAGCGAACGACGAAAAACUGCCGCAGUGUUUGCUUCUGCCACUACCACACCCUCGUUUAUCGACGAAUAUACAGGAAAAUUCUCCAAUUACUCCAAAAUGAUCCGCACAACAGCAUACUGGCGGCGUUUCUAUUCGAUUCUGCGAUCACCAAAAGAAGAUCGAACUUUCAGCUUCCUAACGAACGAUGAACUCAAAACUGCCGAACAUGCGCUCAUACGAUUGCUGCAACAACAGUGCUUUCCAGACGAGUGGAAGCGAUUGCAAAGUGGACAGCACGUCGCCAAAGGCUCUCGACUGAGAUGGUUUCAUCCAAUGCUCUCCUCCAACGACAACGUUAUUCGAAUCGGUGGUCGGCUAGGCCAAUCUACGCUACACGACGACUUCAAGCAUCCCAUUCUGCUACCUGGUGCUCACCGGCUAUCAACAUUGCUUCUCGCAUCGUAUCAUUUGCGACUGUUACACGCAGCUCCUCAGUUGAUGGUAAACACGGUUCGCUUGAAAUACUGGCUCUUCGGUGGGCGAAGUGCGGCACGGCAGGUAGUACACAAAUGUGUCACUUGUGUACGGGCUCGACCGAAGCUGGUCGAACAAUUCAUCUACAACCACGGCAUCGGCGUGACGCUCCAAUCAAGGCAUAUGUAG
This is a messenger RNA of Aedes albopictus (Asian tiger mosquito), 2622 nucleotides long. RefSeq lists its product as uncharacterized. The coding region runs from base 1 to 2622 and encodes 873 amino acids. The record is from RefSeq and is a predicted model, not a curated record. NCBI's taxonomy places the organism in Eukaryota, Metazoa, Arthropoda, Insecta, Diptera, Culicidae. The transcript is spliced from 3 exons.